Podarcis lilfordi (Lilford's wall lizard) is the source of this 34045-nucleotide messenger RNA. The record is from the annotation of a GenBank genome assembly. NCBI's taxonomy places the organism in Eukaryota, Metazoa, Chordata, Lepidosauria, Squamata, Lacertidae.
AGCGUGACAGCUGGAAGCAGGAGUUGGGUACCUACUGACCCCAGCAAAAGAAGCCGGACCCCGGCUGUGCCCUAGGCAAGGCAGCGGGUGAGUGAGCCUGGGUCCCCCAGACCACGGUCGAAGGAUGCGGUUGCUGCGGGAGACGGGAUGCAGGAGGUGGAAGGGGCGGAGUGGGGAAGCAGCUAGGCGGAAAGUUUCCCGGCUUCAUCUCGUCCUCUGUACUGACCUAAUUCCUCAGCUCCCCUUCCUCAAUCCCAGCACCAUUCUCCCAGCCCAUCUGGCCAUCCCCGCUUCUUCUUUUUAACGCAUCUACUUGGGUCCAUCCAACGAUCUGCACUAUUCCCCCAUCCUGGUUCCUGCUCCAGGGACAAAAACCUCAGGGAUUCCCUGGUGCCCAGCCCACCUUCCCUAGCAUCUCACUCCCCACCUAGGAUGGAGGAUAUAAGCAAGCCAGGAGUUCUGCAGACCACCUUUCCCAGCUCUCUAAAGUCAAAUCCAGUCCAAGCAAUAAUUGAUUCUGGCACAAAAGGAAAAAUGCUAUGCUUGUGGUAUUUGGAGUGAUUUUUAAAGCUGCCCUUCUUUUGUCACCAUGGUACAUGCUACAUCUAGGACUGGGCAAACAAAGAGAGAAACAACUCCUUGGGUCAUCCCUGGAGUGUUCCUCUCCUAAAUUGCAGAGGCAGGUGAGGUGGGGCUGGAAGCCAGGGCUUAAGGUGAUCCACCAUAGCCAGGAAGGUUGAUGAGGGAACCCUGGGACUCGACUAACUGGGGGCACAGACUUCCAUCCCCGUGCACAUUCAAUGCAGCCAAGCAGGCCGUGCCAUUUUUAAGGGUUAGUUUGACUCCCCAUGCCUGCCUGCCUCCAACCAGCCAGUAGCCAUCAACACAUUGCUUCCUAGUUUUGUUCCAAGUGCUUUGGAAUUAACUGAACAGCCUCAAUAUGUACUGAAGUGCAUGGUGUGCCAACUGGCAGCAGGUUUAGCUCUACUGUGUUACUUCACUGUGCUGUCACUUAUGUUUUGAUUCAAGGAAUGGCGAGGUUGAAGUGCUCUUGCUCUGUUCCCAACCUUAAAAGCCUCUAAAAUGGCAGCAAAGAAGGAAAGCUCUUUGAGGGUGACCACAGGAAAGGGGAGCACAUCUCAGGAAGAAAGCACCUGCCCAGGUGCAUCUCCAGGUGGGGCUGGGAGAGACUUCUUGCCUAAAACUGUAGGAGAUACUGCCAGUCAGUGUAGAGGAGCCAACAGUCUGACUCCACUGCUCACUGCAACUCUUGAGAGCCUGGACAGAGACUCUGAAGCAGUGCAGAAACUCCAAGUGGAGGACAAAGUUUCGCUGGGAGAAGCCACCCUCCUCCAUAGGACUCUUUUGUCCUGCCCCAGCUUCCCAAGGAGAACGUGCAUUGGAUGAGAGCAGGUCCCACGUCCAGCCCCCUAAGGUAUCUUCUAGACAGAAGCAGAAGUCUUGGAGACACUGGGCAGAUGGGAACCACCCAUUCAUCUGCACCUUCUCUGCUUUUCAGUGUCAUCCUGUAAUCACCCUGCACAGGUUGCGACAGAAUAGAAAAAGGAAUUCCACAUGGGGAAGGCACAGCUCAGAGUAUGAAGGGCAAAGGCUGUCCUUUGCUAAAGGGCAGUCCUUCCCCAGAGCUUCUGGGAUGGGGGGGGGGAGCAAUCUCAUCAGAAAAAAGGAGAGAAACUAGCCAUGCUUUCCCUUGAGCAGGCAAGAACUGCAGCCUCACCGGGUAAACAAAACAGAGGCAAAAGAGAAAGAGAAGUUAGAGGAGCUCUUUGUUGCACCCAGCUGUGGUGGUUCUUCUGGGCAGUCUCCCUUUGACCCCUGUUUAGGAUUCAGUGGAUAUGGUCAUUCAAUAAUUGUCCACUGAUUCAUUCAUAUCCCCCCCCAUGUCCCCAUUUCCUCUUCUUAAUGCAACUGAGCUCAUUUAUGAAUUAUUAUUUUUUGCCUGGAUGCCCUCGUCUAGGUUAAUUUUGGAGAUUUUGGUCAUGUCCCAUAAGAAAAGAAGCUCAGCACAUAACAGAUAAAUUAGAAAGAUUCCCAGCCGAGAAGGGGGCUUCAAAUCAAAGAGCAAAGAAGAAAAGUUGAGGGAACUGGGCAGUUUUUACAUUGGGAUGAGGAAUGCUUCUGUGAAGAAAUUACUAGCUCUGUGAGAUGUGCACUGUGAUGGGGCCCAGGACUCUCUGAGGCCACCUAGGGGUCAGUGAGAGGGAGCAGGCUUGGAGACCAAAUCAAAUGCAAGAACAAAACAACAACUUUCCUGCUACCAAAAAUCGGUCCCAGUUGCUGGAGGAGCAUUGGAUACACAUUCAUCCAGAAAGGUUUAGGAUAAAAUUAUCUCUACUUGAUGCAGUGGCAAAUCUCUCAAGGUGCCCUCAAAGGCCACAGUUCUCCCUGCACAAAGUAGCAACUGAGUCCCUUGAUCAGCUGCUGACACUGCUUGCUGGCUGUACUGUGUUAUUUCCAUCUGUUCAUAAUAAUACUUGUUAUUUGCCUUUCCUAUCCAUGGACUCAAGAGAAGCAAACAGGUUUUUUAAACAAGCAACAAGCAACAACAACAACAACAACAAAAGAUCACAGUAAAAACUACACCAAAAAUAAGAUACUUUUUUAAAAAAGCCAACUGGCACUAAUAAACCAACCAGCCCUGGAAAAAAAAGCCUUCAAUAUAUGACAAAAUGUAGUUACUUGUGUUCUGCAUAUACAAAGCAAAGCUCAGGUAAAUGGUGUCUGAGAUGCUUAUCGAAAGUGCCCACGGGAGGAUGAAAGAGCCUUUGGAUUCUGCUUCUUGGGGGAGGCAAGGAGAGCCUGCUUACACUCUUCCUUGCACAACUGCCUUGCAAAGUAGGCCUGUUGCAUCUGCAAACUACCCAGGAAUCACUGCCAUCAAACCCCUUAAUUCAGCUAAUCAGAGCAUAGGUCAUGUUUGCCAGGUAACCAGGUAACCGACUUCUUUCCAGAAGUUGAAGAUCUGGCAGACGCCAUGGUUAUUGCUGGUGGAGUUUGCCAGUGGGGUUUUCUCAAUCUUCCUGUGCUUAUGAUUUCAGUAGUACAUGCCUCACCUGCUCAGGCUAAAUGGAGUGGGGAGGGGGAGCAGGACAGCAGAGCUUUUAUCCACAUUUGGCUCAUGCUGGAGUGAGUCAGUGGCCACAGCCAAAGUCGCUGGCCUUUCAGACCUUGCUCAGUUCAAAAUAUGGUCCUUGUUAGAAUAUUAGUUGCCCACUUGGGGCACACAGGAAGGAUGUCAUCUUCUGCUCCUAGGGAAGGGAGCUCCCAAAAAGAAGGCCCUGCUAUACACAAUCUGUGAAUUCACUUAUAGAAUUAUAAAACCAUAGUUCUGUGGAGUUAGAAGGGACUCCAAGGGUCACCUAGUCCAACCCUUUACAAUGCAGGAAUCUCAACUAAUACACCCAUGACAGAUGACCAUCCAACCUCUGCUUAAAAACCUCCAGGGAAAGAGUCCACAACCUCCCAAGGUUCCACUGUCAAAAAGUUCUUCCUGGUGUUUAGCCGGAAUCUCCUUUCUUGUAACUUCAAUUCAUUGGUUCAAGUCCUAUCCUCCAAAGCAGGAGAAAUCAAGUUUCCUCCCUCUUCCAUGUGACAGCCCUUGAGAUAUUGGAAGAUGGCUACCAUCUCCUGUCAGUCUACUCUUUUCCAGGCUAAACAACCAUUCCUCAUAAGGCUUGGACUCUUGAUCAUCUUGGUUGCCCUCUGUAUUCCAGGUAUGGUCUGCCCAUGGCAGACUAGAGCAGGACUAUGAUUUCCCUUGAUAUGGACACUAGACUUCUGCUGAUGCAGCCUAGAAUAGCAUUAGGGUCUUUUGCUGUUGCAUCAACCCAGCUGCCCAUGCUAAGCUUGUGAUCCACUAAGACCCCUGGAUCCUUUUCAUACCUACUACUGGCAAUCCCUCAUUUUAUAUUUGCUCCUGCCUAAGUGUAGAAACUUACAUUUAUCCCUAUUGAAUUUCAUUCUGUUAGUUUGGGCCCAUUUAGUUCUCCAAUUUGUUAAAGUCAUUUCAAAUCUCAAUUCUGUCUUCUGUGGCAUUAAUUUAUAUGAGGGUGAGACCACUUUCCUUUCAGCAUCCUUAAAAUAAUGGCAUCUGACUCUGAACAUGAUUCAUUUCAGAGACAAAUGAGUCUUAGCUAAAUCCAUCACAAAGGAGUGCAGGAUUUCAACCAAUGCCAUGAUACUGAUGCCUGACAAUGGCUCUCAAAGUGAACCAUUCACAGGGUUGUGUUAUCACGCCAACUCUAUUUAUUAUUUUCAUUGUCAUGAUCCUACACUUUGUCCAAGGGAAACUCCCCACCAGGGUAGAAAUAUAUCAAACAGAUGGAAAGCUCUUCAAUCUGAGCAGGCUGAAAGCAAAGAGUAAGGUUACCAUAACUUCUGUCAUAGAGCUUCAGUAUGCUGAUGACAACGUAGUGUGUUCACACUCAGAGGAUGACCUCCAAACCAUCCUUAAUAUCUCUGUAAGUAAAGGUAAAGGGACCCCUGACCAUUUGGUCCAGUCGUAGCCGACUCUGGGGUUGUGCGCUCAUCUCGCUUUAUUGGCCGAGGGAGCCAGCGUACAGCUUCCGGGUCAUGUGGCCAGCAUGACCAAGCCACCUCUGGCGAACCAGAGCGAACCAGAGCAGCACAUGAAACGCCAUUUACCUUCCCGCUGGAGCGGUAUCUAUUUAUCUACUUGCACCUUGACGCGCUUUCGAACUGCUAGGUUGGCAGGAGCUGGGACCGAGCAAGGGGAGCUCACCCCGUCGCGAGGAUUAGAACCGCUGACCUUCUGAUCGGCAAGUCCUAGGCUCUGUGGUUUAACCCACAGCGCCACCCGUGUCCAAUAUCUUUGUAAAAGGUAAAAGUAAAGGGACCCCUGACCAUUAGGUACAGUCGUGGCCGACUCUAGGGUUGCGGAGCUCAUCUCACUUUAUUGGCCGAGGGAGCCGGCGUACAGCUUCCGAGUCAUGUGGCCAGCAUGACCAAGCCGCCUCUGGCAAACCAGAGCAGCUCAUGGAAACGCCGUUUACCUUCCCGCCAGAGCGGUACCUAUUUAUCUACUUGCACUUUGAUGUUAGAUGAUGCUAGGUUGGCAGGAGCAUAUCUUUGUAGAAGCAUACAAAAAGUUUGCCUAUCACUCAACAUCCAAAAAACCAAAGUGCUGCACCAACAAGCACAAAAUAACCCCUCUGCAGCGCCACAAAUCCAACUCAAUGGAGUAUCGUUGGAAAGUGUCAAUCACUUCUCCUACCUGGGCAAUUAUCUCUCCACAAGGGCCAACACUGAUGCUGAAAUCCAGCAUCUCCUGAGCUCUGCAAGUGCAGCUUUUUCCUGAUUGAAGUGCAGAGUGUUUGAGGAGCGGGAAAUUUGCAGGGAAACCAAAAUGCUUGUUUACAAAGCUAUUGUACUAUCAACCUUACUGCAUGCUUCUGAAACAUGGACCACUUACAAACGCCAUCUCCAACUCCUUGAAAGAUUCCAUCAAUGGUGCCUCCAAAAAAAUUUACAUAUCACUUGGGAAGACAGGCGAAUUAAUGCCAGUGUACUUGAAGAAGCAAAAAUCACCAGUGUCAAAUCAAUGAUUCUUCAACAUCAACUUUGUUGGACUGGUCAUGUUGUGCAGAUGCCUGAUUAUUGUCUUCCAAAGCAACUACUCUAUUCUGAACUUAAAAAUGGAAAGCGUAAUUUUGGUGGUCAACAAAAGAGGUUCAAAGACUCUCAAGGCAAAGAAGAGCAAAGAAGCCAUGACAGCGAGCGGGAAAGAGCCUGCAAGCUUGCGGAUAGCUGCCCUAAGCCCGGGGUGCGCAGUGCCGCGCUCCCCGGACUUCGGGCUGCAAGCACUCCCGCCAGGCGCCGCAGGCUUGCAGAUAGCUGCCCUAAGCCCGGGGUGCGCAGUGCCGCGCUCCCCGGACUUCGGGCUGCAAGCACUCCCGCCAGGCGCCGCAGGCUUGCAGAUAGCUGCCCUAAGCCCGGGGUGCACAGUGCCGCGCUCCCCGGGCUUCGGGCUGCAGACAGCCUGCAGGCUUGCGGAUAGCUUCCUGAAGCCUGGAGAGCAAGAGGGGUCGGUGUGCAGCGACCCCUCUCGCUCCCCAGGCUUCAGCGAAAGCCUGCAUUCUCCCCACAGGACGCACACACAUUUCCCCUUCAUUUUUGGAAGGGAAAAAGUGUGUCCUAUAGGGCAAAAAAUACGGUAAAUAAAAAGUCUUCACCAGUUUCCAUUAAACCUACCAAAUUCACAUAUGUGUCUCUGCCCACAUACCCAUAGGUUUCUGCAAAAUGUUGCUUGCUCCUUUUUCUUAGGUUUUCCCAAUUCAGAUUUACUGAAUCCUGGACUUUUGUUUUUGCCUGUGGAGGAAACAAAAAUAAACUGAAAAUGGGCAGGGUGUGGGUGUGUGGAAGCUUCGUUAAAUGAAUGGCUUCCAUGAUAUGGGUUAUUUUUCUACUCCAGAUCUAGAAUUCUUCCUCUGCAGCAAUGACCUUACUGUUUAGGCUUAUAAAUUUCUCCUGGCAGCUGUUCUCCCGCUGGAUUAGCAUCAGGGUAACAACUAUCAAAAUAACAGAACCCUCAUUUGGGCAAUGAAACCUCAGGACUGUGAUAUGUUUAAACAGGAACACACAGAAAAUAUUCGCUUAUCAGUUAGGCUGUCCUUCUCUCAAAAGGGGACAAAACACACAUGCCAUUGUCAUUAUCAUCACUUUUCAUGUACAUAUGCUCAUUUAUUUAAAGAAAUUUACUAAUUGUGCUACUAACUAGGUAGCACCUUCUCAUUAAAGCAUGAAUUGCAUUUUUUAUAUUAUACAAGAAACCUCAUACCCAGUGUUGCUUGAGAAUUCUAAGAAAGAAAGAAACAAACAAAAUCAAUACAGAGUUAAAAUCAUUGCAAUUUUGAAAGGUUCAGCCCAUCAUCUUGUUUAAUGGCAUCCAAUUAUAUACAAAUUUGGACAAAAACAUGCUCCUUGAUCUGAGGAACCAUCAUGCAAGAUUUGGUUACAAUAUCUUAAAUAUCCAAAUACAUGGUGAACAGACAAACAACUUUAAAAAAUAUUUUGUAGACAUAUUACAAACCCUGCCUGUGUCCUCAAGGAAGAUCACCCAAAAACAUUCAAAAUGUCUAGCAAAUGCCCAUCAAAUAAGCUCAUGCUGUUAGAUCACCUAUCCUACACAAGUGAAACAUCCACACAAAAAGGAAACAUAUUUAGUGCAUAAAGACACAUUUUGAACUACACAAUAUUGAGAUAAAAUAUGCAAACUCUUGAUUCCAAACCCAGCCAGCUGUACAAUUUUAAAAAGCUAAAGUACCACAUAUGAAAAUGAAUGAAAUAAAGAGAUCUGAAACUCUGAAACUUCUACAUUACACCUUAGAACAAGCCCUUUACUUGUGCAAGGUCUGGGGGGGCAGGGCCAUAGCUAGAGGGUGGUGAGGUAGGCCCCUACCAGGGAUGCAGGCGAUGGGGGGGCACAAAAUUGGCUAAAAUAUGUCCAUAAAUAUAAAUAUUGAUUAUUGCCUCGUAAGAAAUGGUUUUAAAUAGAGGGUGAAUUGAAUGGGUGGAAGGGGGGGUUGGAGGAGUGGAGGAAAGAAGAGCUAAUAGGGGGAGCAACCUGGACGGUUCUGCCAGGGGCGCAAGAUCACCAGCUACGGCUCUGGUGGGGGAACAGUGGCAAGGGAAACUAACUACAGGUUUGGUUUGCUCAUAAAACUAAGCCAUGGUUUGUUUAGCCAAAGUGUGGCUUGUUUGAAUGUCUGAAACCAGUUCAGCAAACUAACCGUGGCACGUUUCCAGCACAAAUUAUGAUGUGAAACUAUGGUUUGUUGUUGACUUACAAACUAUGGCUUCUUUGAACUAUGGGUUGGCAUUAUGCCUGAACCCAACAGCCUUGCUUGACUACAGUUUGUCUGAUCACCCCAUCCCAGAUGCUCACCAAACUAUAGAGGCAUGAGGGAAAAACAAACCGAGCUUUGCAGAAACACACCAUGGCUGGUUUGCUCUUCUGUGAGGCGACUCAUGGUUUGUUGAACAAAUUCUGCUUAAAACAAACCCUAGCUUUGUUUUGUCAGUCUUGCUAUAUCAUGCUGUAUCAUGGCAACAUAAAAGUUAAACCACAGAAGACAUCUGAAGGCAGCCCUGUUUUGUGUCAUGUUUAAUGUUUUAUUAUGUUUUUAUAUAUGUUGGAAGCCCCCCAAGUGGCUGGGGCAGCCCAGUUAGAUGGGUGGACUAUAAAUAAUAAAAGUAUUAUUAUUAUUAUUAUUAUUAUUAUUAUUAUUAAAUAGGGAAUCACUAUGAGAAAUGUUGGAGGGUAUGGAAGCAGCCUAAUUAUCUGGGGUUCUUGAGGGAGAGAUGUACAGUGCAUUUGUUUGUUUUGCAAAAAACAAAAAGAAAACAGUGGGGGAGACAGAUCCCCAAGGGGCUUACAAUCUAAAAAUAGACACAAGGGAAAAACAGAUGAAAGAUUUUAUCUCUCUCUCUCUCUCUGACUUAGUUCAGUCAGAUAUUGGUUCUAAGGGCUUUUUCAAAUGGCUUAAUGUAAAAUUAUGAUUAUGUUGUUUUAUCGUAUAAAAAGUGACCAGGUCCAAAGGAAGGCAGUGCUCCUGUACCUUGGAUGAGAGGAUGUUGGUAGGUUUUGUUUUUUUCUCCUCCCCUUUGGGAUGAGCAGCUGCACCUGCCAAAAUCCCUGCUUUCAUAGAUCCAUUUGACAAGGAGCCUGGCUCUUCUCUGCAUCUAGUUACCUGCCAGCGCAGCCGCUGCAAACACAUGCAAAUAACCACAAUGCACAAUCAUCAGUGGGCAGUCACAAGUGCGCCCCCCCAACUAUGUGAGGCCCUGCGCCAACACACUCCAGAGCCAGGUCCCUCCUGGCAUGAUGCGCUGUGCAUGUGAGUGUGUACAAAGAGGGUCAGUUCAAGUUCGGGAUUGAUGGGUGUGGGGAUCAAUUAUUCAAGAGGCCCAAUUAAUAUUCAUAAGCCUCCGGCACCAAACUGUCAAAGACAAGGAGGGGAAAUGAGAGCAAGCGUCAAUAUGCUGUGUUUGUGUGUUGCAGGGCAGAGAGAAGAGCAGUUCCAUCCCAAUACUUGCAACCCAAUAGUCCCAGAAUUAAUAGUCUGUCCAUUAAGCUGGGCUCUCAACCUUGGCCCAAGAAAUGACCCUAAUUAAGAGUAAGAAAAGCUAUGUUUGCGCAUGUUCUGUCCCACAGACCCAAAUGUAGACCUGGGUGAGUGGAUCGCUGGGGCCCCAAAGGAACCAGUUGCAGGGAUUCCAAAGAAGGCUGAACAAAGUGCCCUGGGAUCAAUUCUAAAGCUUAGCUGUAGAGAGACUUACAGUGAACCACUCGGUCAGGAUUCAUAUUUGGGCAAAUGGGUAAACCAGCAAUCCAAAGCCUCUCACACACUAAUUGAAAUCAGCAGGAGCAAAGGAGUCACUCAAAACCUUACUGAGUAGCAACUACUGUACAAAUUUCCCAAAUUUCCAAGCCACUGGGGGACAGCAUGGCCAGGGGCUGUGACCACAGUGGAAUCACUGUUGCCAUGUGGCAAACCUUAAAAGGCAUGUGCAAGUGCUUCUCUGUUCAGCAUGUCUGCAUUGCCUACCUUUAAUUCUAAGUAAAACUGCCGGGGGGGGGGGGCGGGGACAACAAAUACUAAAUGAGGCAGCAGCAAAACAGUAAAUAAAAAAACCCAUUAAACAAAGGACAGAGCAAAUAAAAUAGUCUUCCUCUGACAAUUCAUCUAGGUGCUAAGAGAACCUUGACAUCAUAUAUUUUAAGUACAUGGCUACCCCCCCCAAGAGAAUUCUGGGGGCUGUAGUUUGUUAUGGGUGCUGUGAAUUGUAGCUAUGUGAAGGGUAAACCAGUUUCUUUGAGGGAACCCAGCCACUGUAAGUGUGCUUUAAAUGUCUGGUGUGGAUGGCUCUGCAGAUGAUGUUCCAGAAAUUUAGGCAUGCUAAGAAAAGGCCUUAUCUAGAGUCUGCAUCUGCUUAUCUCCAGUGGUGAGAGCAUUCGGAGCAAGAUUUCCAGGGAUGGGGCACCUGUGGCCCUCCAGAGAUUGAUGGACUGUGACACCCAUCAUCCCUAGCCAUUGGCCAUGCUGGCUGGGGCUGAUGGGAGUUCGACAGCAUCUUGAAGGCCACAGGUACCCCAUCCUUGAACAAAGCAAACAGGCAGGUACUGGAUGUGCUAACAGCUCAGCUGUCAAACGCCAGCGUCUUUGCAGCUGGGAACGAUUACAUGAGACAAGUGGUUGGCAACAAGCGUCCUCAGACCAAGGAACAUAGAAACAUGGGAAGCUGCCUUAGACUGGUUCAGACUAUUAGGUCUAUCUAAGCUCAUUAGGGACUGGUAGCAGCUCUCCAGGGGGUCGUGCAGGGGACAAAUGGUGCCCCUUCCCUGUUAGACAAGUGUGGAUCUUCACUCACCCCUUCUUCUCUGGUGGCGGGGCGCCAUUUUGUGGUUUGCUUCAGGUGCCAAAAUGCCCUUCUUCAUGACAGGGCUGGCCCGGGGGAGGGGGGUCACCACCAUGUUGCCAGCUCUGGCUCUCUGCCACUUGCAAUUCCUUGAGUUCCCUCUCUUAUACUUGCCCCAAAUAACUCUUCUUCGGCAUCCUUCCGUGUGGCAGGCAGACUUUGUAAGAAAAUAGUCCCAACUUCCCUGUCAGCAGCUUACAGUGCGGCUUGCUGGUUAAAAAAUAUAUAUAUAAUCCUGCUUCUCUGUCACUGUAGUAAUCAGAUGCAAAGGAGAGUAGAGCAUCUAUCCCAUAAUUAGUAAAGUUGCCUUUUUCAUUAAAAUAAAUAAAUAAAAGGGCCCUGCUCUUGUAUUUGCAGUGACAGUCUGACAUGCAGCAAUUUAGCAGGCGGAGAGUUUCUGAGUGCAGAGAGGAAGUGAUAGGAAGAACUUAGCUUAAAAUGUUCUGCAUGUCACAUUGAUGUUUGAGAAAACUAGAAGGGCGUAAAUCAAAAAGAAAGCAACCUUGCCUUUGUUAGUUGUGGCUGCGGGUCUAACCCCCUGCUCAACACACAUACACACACAGUUUCUCAUUGCUGCAUGCCCUUACCUGCUAAAAUGUAGUCUUCGAGAGCAGUGGGUCCCACUAAGCUAAGGGCUGCAGAUCCCCCUGUUUUUAAAGCCAAGCCAUGGACUUCCUACUUUUGAAAAAAAUAAUGAUAUCUCUAUGGUAGUUUGUGUUAUGCAAACAGUGUCAUGGACCCCCUGCAUGGGUUACACAGACUUCCUGGGGGCUGCGGACCACCAAUUGGGAACCACUGAGAAUAAUCCAGGAUUCCUGUUGUGACUUUUUUUUUGCAUGUGACAGGCCAGCACAUCUCACAGCAUGCAGAUGUGACAUCAGCAUAUCGCACAGAGUGCUCAUGUCACACAGCGCAGGUCCCCUCAACUGCAGGGGCAAGUCGGCACACCUGAACAGAAGUCUAGCAUCCUGAUCAAGGGAAGUCAUAGUACCACUCUAUUCUACCUUGGUCAGACACAUCUGGAGUCCUUUGUCCAGUUUUGGGCAUCACAAUUUAAGAAGGAUGUUGACAAGCUGGAAGGUGUGCAGAGGAGGGAGACCAAGAUGAUGAAGGGUCAAAAAAAACCAAGCCUUAUGAGGAAUAGUUGAAGGAGUUGGGUAUGUUUAGCCUGGAAAAGAGGAGACUGAGAGGAGAUAUGAUUGUUGUUGCUGUUUAGUCGUUUAGUCGUGUCCGACUCUUCGUGACCCCCUGGACCAGAGCACGCCAGGCACUCCUGUCUUCCACUGCCUCAUGCUGGUUGCUUCGAGAACGCUGUCCAACCAUCUCGUCCUCUGUCGUCCCCUUCUCCUUGUGCCCUCAAUCUUUCCCAACAUCAGGGUCUUUUCCAGGGAGUCUUCUCUUCUCAUGAGGUGGCCAAAGUAUUGAAGUCUCAGCUUCAGGAUCUGCCCUUCCAGUGAGCACUCAGUGAGCUGAUUUCCUUCAGAAUAGAUGGGUUUGAUCUUCUUGCAGUCCAUGGGACUCUCAAGAGUCUCCUCCAGCACCAUAAUUCAAAAGCAUCAAUUCUUUGGCGAUUAGCCAUCUUCAAACAUCUAAUGGGUUUUCACAUAAAAAAUGGAGAAAGCUUGUUUUCUCCUGCUCUGGAGGCUAGGACUCAAAUAGUGGCUUCAAGCUGCAAUAAAGGAGUUUCAGACUAAACAUCAGGAAGAACUUUCUGACAGUAAGAGCUAUUUGAUAGUGGGGGGCUCUCUUUCCUUGGAGGUUUUACAGCAGAGGUUGGGUGGCCAUCUGUCAUGGAUACUUUAAUUGAGAUUCCUGCACUGCAGGGGGAGGGACUAGAUGACCCCUGGGGGUGGCUUCCAACCCUACAAUUCUGUGAUUUUAUGAACUAAAUUAACAGGAUCAGCUGCCUUUGAGAGAGUCCACAGGAAAUAUAUGGUGCCUUUGGAAUCAUCUAGGCUUUGUUUUUGUUUUUUGCUUUCACAAGUGCCCCUGCAGAGCAGGCCGUGAGACAAAUCUUAUCCCCUGCUAAUGUUUGCCGAUCAUGCUAUUGUUAAAGCCACAGGUGUAGGAAUCAGAGAGGCUGGCAAGCCUACUUUAGAUCGAAGCCAAAAAAUGUCCCUUCCCCUACCAGGCUAUGGCAAACGGAGGGACAAUUCAGUUGCAUCAGAUCCAGGGAUUUCCCCUCUUUUGUUUUCAUUCUUUAUUGCUAAGGCUUGAGCAGCAGCAGGCUGACGCAGCAGGUGAUGCUUUUCCUGGUAGGAAGCGGUUGGGCAGGUGCAGCUUGCUCUGCCAAGGCUAGCACAAACUGCAGCUGCCAAAGCUCUUCUGCAGGAGUUGUGCCUGCUCAGCCCAGUCACAACCGUUUAAACACAACAAAACAAAAAAACAAAAAAAGCAUAAAACUAACACAACAAGACACAAACCAUUUAAAACACAAAACAAUUUCAAUAUCUUAUCUUUCAUUCCCUUAUUUCCACGACCUCCUCACACCUCCCUUUUUGUAUUCCACUUCUGUUAAUUGUUUCAGCAAUUCCUUUCCAUCUUCCUCUGUUUUCUAUCCUAUAAUUAUCUUAACAUAUUCUAACCUUAUUUUUCCCUUUAAUACUCUAUUAAUCUAUUUAUACUUAAUUCCUUAUAACAUUUCUACUAAAGCCAUAUAACUUCAUUCCAACAUUUUUCUAACAUUCCUUAUUUUUACAAUAUUUCUAUAAAUAGUCUUAAACUUUUUCCAAUCUUCUUCCACCGACUCUUCUCCCUGGUCUCGGAUUUCUGCCAGUCAUUUCCACCAAUUCCAUAUAGUCCAUCAACUUCAUCUGCCAUUCUUCCCGAAUAAAUAAAUCUUGUGUCUUCCAGUACUUCACAAUGAGUAUUCUUGCUGCUAUUGUUACAUACGUGGAAAAAGUUCUAUCCUUCUUUAACACCAAUUGGCCGACCAUGCCCAGGAGAAAGGCCUCUGUUUUCUUCAAAAGGGUAUAUUUAAAUACCUUUUUCAUUUCGUUAUGAAUCAUCUCCCAAAGUGUCUUAAUCCUUGGGCAUGUCCACCAAAGGUGAACUCUAAUCCUCAAAUUUGUCUGUUUUUCUUUAAGUUCAGUCAUAACAAGCGUCAACUUAUGGUCAUCAAAUUGCCUCUGUAGGGCUGGGGCUCUCUUUCUCUUUCUCUCCAGUUGUGUUACUUUACAUUCAGCAACAACAGCUUUUUCCCUGGCUUCCUCCGCAGUUUGCCGUAUCAAAGUAGGUUCCUGUAUCAACUUCUGGGUGGUUUCUGUAUUGGUAUUAUUUAUACUUUCUGUAUUUAAGUUAAUUUUAGUAAUUGAAACAUCCACUUUCGCAUUUAUCGUGUCCAUUUUCCUGUUAAGCUGAUCCAGUGAGUCAUUUAUCUUAUAUAAUGCAGCCACUAAAGCCUCUUCUGUCGACAUUCCUCUUGGUUUUAAAUGUACAAAGGCAGCAACAGAAGGAGCAGGGGGGCCUGAUGAUGGACCUCUCCUGGAUUGUUGCCAAGUCCUCCCAGACCUUAAUGUUUUGUCAGCAGUUGACUGGUCUGUUUUUCCUCUUCCAUUUACUAUAACACUUGAAAGAUUCAAGGUCAGUCCCAGAAUCUCACGGUUUUUAACUUGCAGCUGGAAAUUCCCCUAGCCCAGCUCUUGUAAAGCAACCGGUUUCAAAGGCUUCCACUAGGGGGAAACAGUUUCUAUUUGUAAUAGUCAAUAGUAUCUUCUUUUAAACAAUCCAAAAUUAGUUUCAAAUUAGUUUCAAUUUUCAGUUACUUUUACUCCUUUUUAAAGCAGCCGGAGACAGUAGAAACAAUGUAUUUCUCUUGUUUAACUAGCUGUCAAUGAACGUUCUAAACGCUGUCAAUGAACAUUCCAAAAGACAUCAGUCCUGCUAGCAGCCCGUUUCCAGGGUCAGAGCGGCGGUGUUUUAAAUCUCUUCGCUCUCUCCCACAGGCAUACUCAAUCCGCAACUUCCCCCUCUCUUCUCCUGCCUCCAAGAGGGGGUUUAAUGUUCUUUACCGAUGGAAAUUUAAUCUUUUACAAAAGGCUUUCCAGGACUCCAGCUUGCAACUUCAUUGCCUCAGUCUAUUUACAAAAGGGGAAGGCGGACUUCCUGUUUUGAACCUCCCCGUUACGGUACCAAAUUAAACAUUUAGAAAUCCAAUUCUUCCGCUUCAGCUCUACUCACGGGUAAUUACUUUAAAGUCAAAUUGUCCACAGGAAAAGGUCAGCGCUCUCCGUCAACAGCUAUACGGCUUCGCUCCGUGGAAGAAGCAGACGAUUCGAUGCACCGCGCCGCUCACCCCACGUCACUGCGGAUCCCCGAAACCGGGUUUCCCCGCGAGUGGGGGAGGCGCAAAAGGUGCCCGCCGAAUCCCACGCUCAUAGGCUUCUCCCGCCUGUGAUUUUAACGGGUCUCCGUCUUCGCCGUGGCGGCCAGACCCAGAUUCCCACGGAGCAAAUUCCUCCCGAUCAGAGGAAUUCCGCCAUUACCGGAGGCACCUCCCCGGAAGUUUCGUCAGUUGCAAUUCUGCAUGUAGCACACAGCACUGAUUGUGUACCUCUGGAAACCAUCAGCCUAGGCACACAUUCAAAAUCACUUCAAUCUGAUUAGUCCUCAGACUCACCAGCCUUUGACUUUUCCAGAUCGAAGACUGACUUUUAAGUCAAACUUGCAAUGUAUGACCCACUUUAAUUUCUGUAAGAUCUUCCUCUGUCUGUCUGUCUGUCUGUCUAUCUGUCUACUCUCUCUUUUCUCUCCCGAAGAUUGCCAUGGCAGUUCUUGUGUGAACCACUUUAAAUCGAGCCUCAAUCCAGUUCUGGAUCACAUUCUACUCAGGGAAAGAUGGAUAAGUCUAGAUCCAGUCCAUUUCCAGUACUUCACAUUUGUUCAUUGAUAAAUCUUCAUCCCCUUUUUGUAUCAAUCUUCUCUUUUAAAGAAAUAUGCUCCCCAAAACUGUAUUUAAAUGUAUGCUUUCUCACAAAAUACACAUUACUAAAUGUAUUUUAUCUUAAAAUAUAGACUUAUAUAUGCUUUUAAAAAACUUUUAUUUGCUUUUUGAGCCAAGAACUACAUGAUAAAAUUUGGAGAAGAGCAGUGUCUGAAAUAUAUCUUCAUACUGAUCACACAUUAGUCCAGGAGAUGUGGAUCAGAUCAGUCUGCAAAUUGGCAGAAGUCAAAAUUCCUCCAGCCUUCGUCAUUCUACCUGUUAAACAACAGUGGCCAUAUUCACAAGCAGUGUAGUUAAACAGAGGUGUAAAAGGGAUGUCAAACUCAAAAAGUGGUUUGAGUGCCCAAAUUCAUCAUUCAUGAGAUGCCAUUACAGUGGUACCUCGAGAUGUGAACAGGAUCCAUUCCGGAGCCCUGUUCGCAUCCAAAAGCAAACGUAACUAACGACGGCACGUCUGCGCACGCACGUGUUGCUUUUCGCCGCUUCUGCGCAUGCGCGUGACGUCAUUUUGAGCGUCUGCGCAUGCACGAGCGGCAAAACCCAGAAGUAACACGCUCCGUUACUUCUGGGUUGCCGCAAAGCGCAACUUGAACGUGCUCAACAUGAAGCAUAUUCAACCUGAGGUAUGACUGUACUACAAAAAUGUCACUUUUUGUGAUUGCAAAGCCAAAUUAUUAAGUCUACCUCAACCUGAUACAGCGGUACCUCAGUUUAAGAAUGGUCCAGUUUAAGAACGAUUCAGUUUACAAACUCUGCAAAAUUGGAAAUAGUGUCCCGGUUUGCGAACUUUACCUCAGUCUAAGAACGGAAGCUGAAUGGUGGAAAGGCACCGGCAGCGGGAGGCCUCAUUAGGGAAAGCAUGCCUUGGUUUAAGAACAGUUUUGGUUUAAGAACGGACUUCAGGAAUGAAUUAAGUUCGUAAACCGAGGUACCACUGUACAAAAAAUGCAGGGCAUGGGGGAGGGAUGUUAGCUGUUUCUGCAGCUGAGGCAACUUGCCUGUUCUCAAAGCACUUGAAUGUGAAAUAAAGAAUAUGUUAUGUGUGCACACAUUUGACCAUGCUGAGUGCUGGGCACAGGCAAUGUGGCUUGCAAGGAGUCAGACUAUUAGGCCACGUAGCCCAGAACUAGUUGCCCCAAGAGCAUUCCACCAACUAAAAGUCAUCUUUAAAGCAGUAUGCAAGCCCAUCGCACAAACACAUACAAUAUCCAUGAGAGCAGAAGGACCAAACAGUCGUAGGACAGGAAGCCCACAACGCUGUUCCAGGCUAAGGGAGCUGGGCAUGUUUAGCCUGGAGAAGAGGAGGUUAAGGGGUGAUAGGAUAGCCAUGUUCAAAUAUAUAAAAGGAUGUCACAUAGAGGAGGGAGAAAGGUUGUUUUCUGCUGCUCCAGAGAAGCGGACACGGAGCAAUGGAUCCAAACUACAAGAAAGAAGAUUCCACCUAAACAUUAGGAAGAACUUCCUGACAGUAAGAGCUGUUCGACAGUGGAAUUUGCUGCCAAGGAGUGUGGUAGAGUCUCCUUCUUUGGAGGUCUUUAAGCAGAGGCUUGACAACCAUAUGUCAGGAGUGCUCUGAUGGUGUUUCCUGCUCGGCAGGGGGUUGGACUCGAUGGCCCUUGUGGUCUCUUCCAACUCUAUGAUUCUAUGAUUCUAUGAUUCUAUGAAUCACAUGUAUAGUCAAAACUCAUUGGGUUAAAUGGCAGGCAGGAAUGCCAAAGGCAUUUUCCUGGAACUCCACUUCCUUUCCAUAUUAUUAUUAUUAUUAUUAUUAUUAUUAUUAUUAUUAUUAUUAGCCACAUGUGUUAAGCUGAAUGUGCACAAGUUAAAUGCGUAAGUUGUGAGCUGUAACUGGCAAGAGUCAGUUCCUGUGGUUUACUAAGGGGCUUUUGGCUUCCAUGAAGAUGGCUCUGUGCAAUGUGUGUGGAACGCACAUUUGCAACCCUGAAAGAGCUUUGUGUGGAUCUCCCCACCCUGUGACUCAGGGGCAGCCAACAGGGUCCCAUCCAGAUAUUUGUGCUGGACUACAGCUCCCAUCAUCUCUGUUCCCUUGGCCAUGCUGCCUGGGGCUGAUGGGAGUUGUGGUCCAUCUGGGGGGGCAGCCCAUUAGCAGCCUGUGUAGAGUCCCAAGGGGGAGUACUUCUGGCCAUGGAAUGCCAGAGCAGAACUCAUGGGAAUUUAAACAUUGCACAGCACUACACUUUCCCUAAAUAGAUCUCCCUUAAAAAAAUUAAAAACCUUUUUUUAAAAAGCUGCUCUUCUUUAGUGACCAGCCACAAAGCAAUGUUCUCCAGCAAAGCUGACAGCUCUGAACAAGAGAGCCGGGGACAAGAAGGGAUGUGAGGUCAGGAUUAAGAGCAUCAGUGGCAGAGGGAGAAACACGCCUUCAUCACAGGCCUUGUCAGCGACAGCAAGCAGCCAUCCUGAACAGAUGUACCGCCCCGCCCCGCCCUGCACCUUGCCACUGCCACAAUUCGAACAAGGGAAGCACCCAGGUGAGGACACAGGGCCAGGAUCUGUGUGUCAUGCCUGUUCUGAGUCGCUGACAACUUCCAUCCACUAUUUCCCAGGGCUGCUCACCCUCAAUGCAAGUCCUCUUAAAGUCACAGUCCUAGUCACAAAUUCUACUCUCCACCUCCCCCGCCCCCGCCCCGUCCCCACUUCUCUCCCUCUCCUCUCUCUCUCUCUUUGACACAUCUCUAUUUUUAGCUUCCCCUUCACGGCAGCAUUUGGCUGCUGUUGCUGCUCUCGGCCCUCGUGCAAAUGAGCUCACGCUCUGCCUCACAUGCCUCAGUCGCAGUACCUUCCAGGCCUGGCGCCAGUUCUGCGGCUGCAGGGGAGAGGGGGGCAGGAGGGGCAGGGAAUGAGGAGUCUCAAAAAUCCCCCAGCUUCUGCUGGCCCUCUGCUUAGUGCCACCUUGUGGAAGGCACCUGUGUGGCACAGUGGCUUGGUCAUUGGGCUAGGACUGAGGAGACUUUGGGGGCCUCGAAGCCGGAUGGCUGGACAUGGACCAGUCACUGGAGCAAAAGGCUAUUGAGCAAAAGGCUAAAAUUGGCUCUGCAAUGCCAUACCCUCCUAACAUUUCCCCAAUGAAAAUACUAUUAAAGUGUUGUUGUUGUUGUUGUUGUUGUUGUUGUUGUUGUUGCUGUUAUCAUCAUCAUGCCCCCACCCUUCUGACUGGGUUUCCCCAGCCACUCUGAGCGGCUUCCAGCAUGUAUGAAACCAUAACAAAACAUUAAGCAUUAAAAAGCUUCCUAGCCAGGGCUGCUUUCAAAUGUCUUCUAAAAGUUGUCUAGUUACUCCUCUCCUUAACUCAGGGGUCGCGUAACUCCAUACCCUCCAACAUUUCUCUGAUGAAAAUAGGAAUGUCCUAAGGAAAGUGGGACAUUCCAAGAUCAAAUCAGGAACCAGGAUGGCUUCUGUAAAUCUGGGACUGUCUCUGGGAAAUAAAGGAGGGUCUGCAAUGUUUCUGAAUGCCAGAUGCUGGGAACCUCAGGAGAGAGGAGAGGGCACUUGUGCUUGGGUCUUGCUUGGGGGUUUCCCUGUAAGCAUCUGGGAGGACACUGGGAGGACAGCUGCUGGACUAGAAGAAAGGUGCUUGCAGAAAGGUUACAUGGUGGCUAGACAGUGUAUGGUAUUUAUUGAGCAGUAGUUCUGAUUCAUGACCAUGAGCAUUCAUCCAGAUUUGCUUUGUGAGAUCUUGAAAUCCUAAGAGGGAGAGAGAAGCCUGAGAUUGGCCAGAGGCACCUAACUCUGCUCAGUCUUUGCCCCAUCUUCCUAUUGUGCUUGUAGUCCAGUCAUCCAAGGGGAAUAUGGGCAGGGGAUUGCAUUGCUGUGCCCUUCAGAGCAGACAACAAGCAGAAGCUGAUUGUGGGUGGGGAGAUUCAAGGGACUGCAUUCAGGCUGCAAUAUCCCUCAGGCAGAAUCCAUCGCUUUGGUUGCUCCUGUACCACCUUCAAGGAUUGCAAAGGAGAGUGAAUAUAAACAGGCGUCUCCUAUCCUAGUGGUGCCAAGAUGGGAAAAAUCACACCUGGUGAAGUUCUCUCUUCUAUGCAACCCUCAAGACAGAGGUGGCUAACUUGCGGCACUCAGCUCCCCUCCCAGCAGAGCCAGGAGCCAGGACUGAUGGGAGCUGUAGUCUGAGGAAGGGCACCAGACGGAACUUAGAUGGACAAAAGCUCUCUCAUGGGAUCUGAAUUUGGCAAUCCAUCAUCCUUACUGCUGGGAUAUGACUUACUGCUCCCAUCAUCCUAAACCCAUGCCUCUACUUGGCUCUCUCCUCCUGCCCUCCACAAAUCCUGCCCUGCUCCUCACAUAUCACACCAAGUGCCCUGAUCCAGAGGUUAAUGUCUUCCCAUCUUCUGUCCCCCGACUCUCUCUCCCCCCGUGCCCCCGCCCAGAGAUCUGCAAGGCUUGUCAGGCUCCAGCUGUUCCACACAGUGGUUUAUCUAGGUCACCAAUUACCCAACAGGCCCUCUUGCUGCCAGCACCACUGUCUAGAAAAUCCCAUCCUGCACAGAUGGGACAGAUCAACAGCACCCAGGGUUCAGGAGCCGGUCACUGAUUUUUGCUCCCUGGGACAAGGAGGGGAAGCUUGGGAGAAUACAGCUCACCCCCUCAAGCCCCCAAAGCAGGAACAGAAGCGCCAGCAUCUACACCAGCUGUUUUCCUUGGGAUUAGUCCCAGAACAACCCAAGAAAAGCUGGUAUAAUCUGCAUCUCAUCUGCUGUAUUGGCACUGAUCAGGGUACCAAACCAGGUUUAUUUCAUGGCCAUAGCUGCUUCCUCAUAGAUGUAUUAUGCUCACCUAUGACAUUUUUCAUCUCCAGAGACCUCCCAGGGAAAAUGGUUCUGCCCUCAAAUUUGCCACUUAUAAUGACAUGAUGGUUGGGAACUUACAAACAGUUCCAUUCCUGGAGAAGUGCUCCAGCCAGAUGGGCGGGGUAGAAAUAUAUUAUUAUUAUUAUUAUUAUUAUUAUUAUUAUUAUUAACCUACAAGUAAAUUUGCUCACAAACAAGCACACUAAUCAGCCAUUUCAAGCAAUGUGCUGGCGUACCUACCCCUGCACAUAUCGCCCCUCAAAUUAAGCAUUUGAGGCUGCCACUGCAGACUGUAGGUGAGAGACAUUCCAGGUAUAUUUCAUUUGCUCGUUUGUUUAAGCUGCAAGCAUUUCUGCUGCACUCUUCGAUCUUAAAAGAGAUCCCAGAGCAGGCAAACAAGAAAAAAAAAACAGCAACAAAUGAUCACACUAAAACUACGAUACAUUUCAAAACAUCUAAAAGGCUUACAAAUAAAAUUCCCUGGACAACAGAAUAAGAUUUUUACAGAAGCCAUUUCACACCCAAAAAAUUGGACAAACUCUUCCUUUUUUUUUUUAAUAAGAUAUUUAUUAAAGUUUCAACAUAAUACAAAAAUAAGCGAAAAAAGGAAGAAAAAAAGGGGAAAAAAUAGAAAAUGAAAAUACAAAAUAAAAACAGUUAAAAAAACAGAUUAGUCUUUCCAUAUCUUAACUUUCCUUUGCUUGUUUCCCCGACCUCCUCACACCUCCCUUUUUUGUAUUCCAGUUCAAAUUAGUUAAUUCAGCAAAUCCUUUCCCUCUUUGAUUCUAUCUUAAUCUUUUAUCUUAAUAUAUUGUAACUUUAGAUUAUCACCUGUUAACAAUCCACUUUUACAUAUUCCUUUGUAACAUUGCUGCUAGAAACCAUUUAACUUCAAUCCAACAUCAUUCUAACAUUCAUUAAUUUUGCAGUAUUUCUGUAGAUAGUCUUUAAAUUUCUUCCAAUCUUCUUCCACCAACUCUUCUCCCUGGUCUCGGAUUCUGCCAGUCAUUUCCGCCAGUUCCAUAUUGCAGAUGACACCAAACUGGGAGGGGUGGCUAACACCGCAGAGGACAGGAUCACACUUCAAAACGACCUUGACAGAUUAGAGAACUGGGCCAAAACAAACAAGAUGAAUUUUAACAGGGAGAAAUGUAAAGUAUUGCACUUGGGCAAAAAAAUGAGAGGCACAAAUACAAGAUGGGUGACACCUGGCUUGAGAGCAGUACAUGUGAAAAGGAUCUAGGAGUCUUGGUUGACCACAAACUUGACAUGAGCCAACAGUGUGACGCGGCAGCUAAAAAAGCCAGUGCAAUUCUGGGCUGCAUCAAUAGGAGUAUAGCAUCUAGAUCAAGGGAAGUAAUAGUGCCACUGUAUUCUGCUCUGGUCAGACCUCACCUGGAGUACUGUGUCCAGUUCUGGGCACCACAGUUCAAGAAGGACACUGACAAACUGGAACGUGUCCAGAGGAGGGCAACCAAAAUGGUCAAAGGCCUGGAAACGAUGCCUUAUGAGGAACGGCUAAGGGAGCUGGGCAUGUUUAGCCUGGAGAAGAGGAGGUUAAGGGGUGAUAUGAUAGCCAUGUUCAAAUAUAUAAAAGGAUGUCACAUAGAGGAGGGAGAAAGGUUGUUUUCUGCUGCUCCAGAGAAGCGGACACGGAGCAAUGGAUCCAAACUACAAGAAAGAAGAUUCCACCUCAACAUUAGGAAGAACUUCCUGACAGUAAGAGCUGUUCGACAGUGGAAUUUGCUGCCAAGGAGUGUGGUGGAGUCUCCUUCUUUGGAGGUCUUUAAGCAGAGGCUUGACAACCAUAUGUCAGGAGUGCUCUGAUGGUGUUUCCUGCUUGGCAGGGGGUUGGACUCGAUGGCCCUUGUGGUCUCUUCCAGCUCUAUGAUUCUAUGAUUCUAUGAUUCUAUGAUCUUCGGAUGCCAUUCCUUUAGGUUUAGGUUGUACAAAUGCAGCCCCUGAUGAUGCAGAGGGGCCAGAUGUUGAUGCUCUUCGCUGCAGCCCAGCGUCUGGGCGAAAAGAUCUGCCAGACCUCGUUGUUUUUUCCUGCGGCAAAUCUGCCAUAACACUCUAGUUAAAGCCCAAGGUCAGUCCCAUGGCCAGAAUUUGUUUUGAAGUGGAAAAUUCCCCUGGCCCAGUAGUUAUUGUAAUAGUUUCAAGCUUCCUCUAGGGGGACACAGUAGCAGUCAGAAGCUGUUGCCUUAAAAAAAAAAAAAAACCUUUUUUAAUCCCCCAAUUCACAAAAUAGACAACAGUUUCAAUUUCAGUUAUUUUCCAGUUACUUUAAAACCAGGAAAAGCUAGCCGGAAACAUUGUAUCUCCCUUGCAGAGUUAGCUGUCAAAAAGUACUCUAUUCACCAACAGCGCAUUUCACAGUACGGCAUUCUUAUUGUCCAUUGGCAUCCCAUUCCCAGGUUUUAAGCGGUGGAUUUUAGCUUCCUUUCCUCUCUUUUUGCAGGGAAAUACAGUUCACACCUUUCCCCCCUCCUCUCCUGCAGCCAAGGGGGGAGAUCACUUGUUUUGAUGUUAGAAUUAUAGUCCUUUUCAAGCGUCUUUCAAAGUUUUAGCUUACACGUUCGUUGCUUUACUCUAUUUACAAAGAACGGAAGGCAGACUUCCUGUUUAUGCCUCCCCGCUUCGGUAUCAAAUUACGUCUUUGUUCUCCUUUUUCCCUGAAAUUAACCUACUCACGGGUAGUUGUUUUUGUAGCCAAAUUGUCACAGGAAAAAGGUAGCGCUCUCCGGUAACGGCUGUGCGGCUUCGCUCCACAGAAGAAGCAGUUGACUCUCAGCACCGCGCCACUUCCCCGCUUCACUCCGGAGCCCGUAAUUGAGCUCCUUUGCAGAUGGGGGGGCGCAAAAGGUGCCCGCCGAGUCCCACGGUCACAGGCUUCACCCGCCUGUGAUUUUUUUCAAGGGUCCCCGCUUCGCCGUAGCGGAACAGACCCGAUUCCCGUAGAGCCAGUCCCUCCGGAUCAGAGGAAGUCCGCCAUUACCGAUGGCGCCACCCCGGAAGUCCUGGACAAACUCUUCCUAGCUGGCACUAUUUUAAAACUUUUUACACCCACUGACUGUCAAGACAGGAUUUACUAUCUAUCGCUACUCCUGUCUCUGAGAGGUGAGAGAUUCCAGGGCUUCCAGGAGCUUCCCUAGAGUUUGUGUUUCUUUUGGAACAAGGAACAGCGGAGACUGUGGUGUCUUUAGGAUAUAUGGUUUAUUUACACAUAUAUCCAAUCUGAGCCUACGAUGGAGGGGUUUACAGCAUUAAACCCCCCAAAAGGGUCUUGCUUCUCCCAGAGCUGCAGCCUUGGCUUCAAACAGAAAUCAGGCAUAGCUCUGUCUCCCAGCUGCCCAGUCGGCAGCCUGCUAGCUUCUACUUCAAACACACAUGAGCUCCCAGCUCUGACCUUUGAUUCUCUAACUACCAGCGAGUUGAGGGAGGGAGGUCCAAUCAUCUGGCACAGAGCCAUUUCCUUUGUUACCUUAAUGGCCCAUACUUAGAGGGCCCUUACCAAGAGACUUGUCUGGCUGUUUCAGCAAUUUGAAUUAGAUUUUAACACUUGCUAUAUCCAGGAAUUAGAAGAGUCUCUGCAUACAGCCUAUCCCACCCCCACCAAUUCAUAACACUGUGUUAAUUUCUGAGCCUGACUCAGGCAUAAGAGGUGAUACUGUUCAUCUUGCUAGCUAGGAACCUUUUGGAUACCCCAGAGGCUGCAUCUUUCCCUCUUUCUCCGCCUUUUCCUUAUCCCUUCUACAGUACUUUCUGCUUCUGAAGAGCUCUCCAUCCAUUUCCAUCAACUCUGAUGGACCCCUGUCUCACAAAAUAAGGACCUGGCAUUAAACUUCCUUUCUGAAGCCCUUCAGCUGACCACACCAGUCUCUGACCUUCCACUUCAAAGUCCAAUCAGAGAAGACUUGCCCCUUUUCUUCCUCCAAUUAAGGACUGGUUCUUUGGAUACAAUCUAGGGCUCUUUGGAAGAGCGUCCCUUUGUUAAUCUGCUAUUUAUGCAAACAAAUCAGAAGCACCCAACCCAAAAGAAUCCUGGCAGCUGUAGUUUACACCCCUUGCAGAACUACAGUUCCCAGCACCCUUAACAAACUACAGUUCCCAUAAUUCUUUGGGAGGAGAGAAUGUGCUUUAAAUGUAUGGCAUGUACUUGGCCUGGAUUCUGGUACCUUCUAAGGGUGGUAAAGCAGAGGACAUUUCAGUAGGUGCAGCUUGUUAUGGGUGGGAGAGAGAGAGAGAGAGAGAGAGAGAGAGAGAGAGAGAAGCUGCACUUGCUAAAAUUCCAUCUUAUUAGAGACCCCCCCUUCCUUUUUUUGCAUCCGGUCAUCCAGCUUAUAGAGACAAGAAUUUACCUGCUUUGGGCCAGAUCAAAUUCCUCUUAAAUGGAAGAGACAACCAUGUAAGUAGGAGUGUGACUUUGUUUUCAAGCAGCAAAAGCUCUUAAGGAUUUUCAUAAGUAUGAAUGUGAUUGAUUGCAGCAGUGACAAUGUGCUUCAGCAAUGCUCUUGGGGUGUAUAAACACAUAAUUCAUCUCAUAUUUGAUCUCUGAUUGAUGUAUUGAGUUACAGAUACAUUUCUACAGAUACAUUCCUUGCACACUUUUGACUUUGGCAUUCAUUACUUUUUAGCCUAUGGCCAAGACAAAUAAAAAAAAGAGAAGGGGAUGGGGAAUGUGCUUGGAGCAGACACAGCUGAACUGCAGCAAACCAGGAGUUGCCGCCAGCGACACACCGCAGAAAAGUUGGUUUGAAAUUCAGAUCCCUUUCCCAACAAAGGGCACAUAUCGCACACCAAAAGAGGAAUUCUCCCAGAUAGACCUCUUAGCAGGGAAGUCAGAUUUAACCUUUUAAGAGUGGUGGAGGAGAGGACCAGAAAUGUUGCUGCCCUGGACAUGCUCACUUUGAACUGCAAUGGAUGAGAGUUGGUUGCACCAUGAGAGCGCCAUGGAAGCCCCUCCCUCUGCUGCUGACCUCUCUCCAUCUUUUCCCAACUGACACCAACUUGGACCUUCUCAUGGCUGUGACAUUGCAAUACCUUAGCCAAUGGCUUGUAUAGUCUGUGUUUUCAUCAGGUCUUGCCCUUUUGUGACCAUUUUUGCAAAAGUGCCGUGUGCACAGAUGUUGUUGUUAGCUCCUAAAAUUCCAUUUACUUAGAAAACCUGAGUUAAGAAAUAGAAUAUAGACUUUGGGACUCAGAAUGGGAUCUUGUGUAGAGAGCAGCAGGAAGUUCUUUACGGAUAUUUGCACACAUUUUCUUACUCUGAUUUAUUCUGUUCUAAAAUAGUGAUGAUCGGAGAAGAGUUGAGAAAUAGUUAUGUGAAAAAGUCAAGGUGGGGCAAGAGACAGGGAAGGGGAGAGCUGCAAGGAGCAGCACAGGGCACGGGCUGCUUACGUCCUGACCACAGCUAAAUUCCUACUAGUGAUUUUCAGACCAGAUGUUGCUCACAUUGUCCACUACAGUACUGAGAACUAGAAACGUACUCUUAAAAAGAGACAGAGGGUGUGUUCACAUUACUCCUUUAGAGCACAGUGAAGUUGUUGUGGUGGGUUUUUUUUUUGUUUUGUUUUUUUGUCAUUUCACUGCUCUCCCCACACCCAGCUGUUCACAUUCUUGUGCUUCAUUUUCUUCUGUUUGUGUGCACUCCAGGGGGCACUGGCUGCCUUUACUCUGUGAAGAGGGGUUCACACCUGGUCUAGAGAUGAGCUAAAGGUAAAGGUAAAGGGACCCCUGACCAUUAGGUCCAACCGUGACCGACUCUGGGGUUGCGGCGCUCAUCUUGCUUUACUGGCCGAGGGAGCUUCCGGGUCAUCUGGCCAGCAUGGCUAAGCCGCUUCUGGUGAACCAGAGCAGUGCACGGAAAUGCCAUUUACCUUCCCGCCAGAGCGGUACCUAUUUAUCUACCUGCACUUUGACGUGCUUUCGAGCUGCUAGGUUGGCAGGAGCAGGGACAGAGCAAGGGGAGCUCACCCUGUUGCGGGGAUUCGAACCGCCGACCUUCUGAUCGGCAAGUCCUAGGCUCUGUGGUUUAACCCACAGCGCCACCCGCGUCCCUUGAGAUGAUGAGCUAGGAAUGGCUUAAUGUCUCCAGAAGCACAUGGGGGCAGCGUGGACAGAAGGCUUGCCAUGCUGCUACCUUGAAUUCCUCCACCAGCACUGGAAACACAGGGAGUUCACAGUCAACAGGAAGCAGAAUACAGCCAGAGACAGGAGGCUAGAUUUGAACUCAGAAUACAUGCCUGCUCUGAGAAACCCCGCUUUCAUAUCUGUCUAACCCAGUGUUUCCCACAGUGGGCAAUACCACCCCCGGGGGGGGCACUGGAAUGACCCAGGGGUGGUAGUAGCCUUGGGUGCAAAUGGAGGACAUUGAAUAAGGGGGCAGUGGAAGCAUACAGUAAGAAGAGAGGAGAAGAAAAUUUUGAAAAACAGUUUGUAAAAACAGUUUCAUCUGUUGUGUAAUGACACUUACUGACAAGUCAGGCACCAUUGCAGGACAGCAACAGUACCUCCCCUGGAUCUAGCAGUCAGGCGAGAGACAAGGGCUUCUCCCUUUCCAGCUUCACCCAGGCCUGGAAAGUGGGAAGUGUUGCAGAGCAUAGGUAGCAAUAUAAACACAUAAAAGAUCACAAAUUUGUCACUGCAUCUUUCUGUUUGCUUGCUUAAAGAAGGUAGAUUUCUGGGGGGGGGGGGGAGAGUAAUUUUUUUCUGUAAAGGGGGUGGUAGGCCAAAUAAGUUUGGAAACCUCUGGUCCAACUCAUUCUCUCUUUUGCCUUCCAGAGAUGAGCUUGCUCCAUGGACUGCCCUAGAGCUCACAUCUGACAGAUCAAGAUUUUCUCCCCAGCUAGACCCGGCCUGUCUGGGGAGGACACAAUGCCCUCCUUCCCGCUCCGCGCUCUGCUGGUGCUGCUCCUGCCAGGAUUGCUGCCUGCCACUCUCCCCUGCCCGCCACAGUGUGUCUGCGAGACUCGCCCGUGGUUCACGCCACAGUCAGUCUACCACGAGGCCCGUACAGUGGACUGCAAUGACCUGCUGCUGACCCAAGUGCCAGGGAAUCUCUCUGCAGACACCCAGGUUCUCCUGCUGCAGAGCAACAAGAUAUCCAGGGUCAGCGGGGAGCUGCAGCACUUGCUCAACCUGACUGAGCUUGACCUCUCGCAGAACCACUUCUCCAGAAUCAGCGAUACUGGGUUAGCUAACCUCUCACGCCUCAUUACGCUUUACUUGGAGGAGAACCAGGUGGAGGAGCUACCUGACCACUGUUUGCAUGACCUCACGUCACUUGAGGAACUUUACAUAAACCACAACCGCAUCUCUUCCAUCGAGCCGUUGGCCUUUGCCGGUUUGAGGAGCCUACUUCGGCUGCAUCUCAAUGCCAAUCAUCUCCGUGCCAUUAACCACCGCUGGUUCCUCUCUCUCCCCAAUUUGGAGAUCCUGAUGAUUGGAGAGAACCCCAUCUCGCAGCUAGAAGGGGGCAGCUUCCAGCCACUGGGACGGCUUCACAGCCUUGUCUUGGCUGGGAUGGAGCUAAGCGAAGUACCCGCUGAUGCUUUCCGAGGGCUGGAUUACCUGGAAAGUUUGUCCUUCUAUGACAACCAUCUUCCACAUGUUCCCACCAAGGCACUGAAGGGCCUUCCUCUCCUGAAGUUCCUGGAUCUCAACAAGAACCCCAUCGCAGAAGUUCGGACAGGGGACUUCAAGGACAUGCUGCACUUGGAGGAGCUGAGCCUCAACAGCAUGGAGGAUCUGACUGGCAUCCACAAAGGCGCUUUUGAGAAUCUCCCAGAGUUGGCAAAGCUCGAGCUGUGCAACAACCCACGUCUCUCCUACUUGCAUCCUGGAGCCUUCCGGGAGGUGCCAGCUCUUCGCACCCUUCUGGCCAGCAAUGCGGCCCUCAGCCUCUUCCCUCUAGGCCUGACAGGGGCCUUGCCAGCUUUGGCAGAGCUCAGUCUCUAUGGAAACCCACUCCGCUGUGAUUGCCCAGAAGCCUGGCAGCCGUUGGCCAUGGGACAUGUCCGGUUAAUUGAGUCCCAAACCACGCUCUGCACCCUGCCCUUGGAAGCCGCUGGGCAACAGCUCCAAGAAGAGCUGAAAGGUGUCAUGGGAGGAUCAUGCCUGCCAGAAAUCUCCUCCAAGGCUCUCUCCGAGAGGCUGGAGGUAUCGGCUGGCUCAACAACAGCUCUGGAUUGCCCAGCCAGCUCAGAGCCACCACCGCAGUUCCACUGGAUAACGCCAUCGGGGGGGAAAGUGACCACAGGGUCAGGGAGGCUCCAUCUGAGGGUAGGGGGAACUCUAGAGAUCAGUGCCACCAGCCCAGCAGACUCAGGAGUCUACACUUGUGUGGCAUGGAAUGGGCUGGGCUCUACCAGCCGCAGUGUGGUCCUUGCUGUGACGGAAGACAGACCCAUUGCCCCCAUCCGGCUGCUUGUCCUUGCUAAGAAGGUUCAGUCACAUUUUGUGGUGGUGGAGUGGACGACAUCCUUUGUGGAGGGGAGGAAGAGUGAGAGGAGUGAUGAGUCCUCCACAGCCCACCCACCUCCUCCACUGCUGCCGUGGUCGUCAGCUACCAUGCGAAUCCAUAAUCCCCACCUGAGCUACACAGCACGAGUCCCUGUGGGCAUCAAGGAGUUCAACCUCACACACCUACAGCCAGCCACCCGCUAUGAGAUUUGCCUUACUGUUGUGUCCUCCGGUCCCAGGUCCUCAGCAGCUGCUGGUUACGCGGAUGUCCCCCCAUCCUUGGUGACCUCCACCAGCUCUUUGGAAGCUGCCUUAGCAACCCCACGUGCUUCCACAACUUCUCUGGAUUCCUGGGCAACCCAAGAAGGGUCUUCCGCCUCUUCUGUGGGUCAUCUGACAACCACAGUUUCUUUGGCAGUUUCCAAGGGCUCCUCGGCGCCCCCAACAAGCCCCUUGCCAACCUCUGCCAUGACUCCGCCUCUUCUGCAGCUGCCCCGCACCCAGCGCUCCUGCCUCAAUGUCACCACCAAGGAGGCCUCGCUCGCAGUGGAACUGAUGGGAGGUUGGGCUGGAGGAGCAGCCUUGGCUGCCGUCACCGGCUCCUUGCUGGCUGCCCUGAGCGCAGUGCUGCUGCUUCUCUGCGCCUCGCGGCGACUCAAGGAGAAAGGCUGCCGUCAUUCGCUCAAGAAGUACAUGCAGCAUGCGGCGGCCAUCCCGCUCAACGAGGUCUAUCCGCCCCUCAUCAGCUUGUGGGAUGUGGAGGGGGACCCGCCCCUGCCCAUGGCACCGCUGGCGCAACUGUCUCCGCCCAUGUCAGCGCCGCCCCCUCCUCCAGCCACAGGAGGGGGGCACCCUCUCCUGCUGCCCCCUCCACCAGGCCAAAUUGACACGUCCAAGACCUACCUGUGGCAACAGCCGUGAAGGAAACAGGCAGCAGGUGGGCACACACACCUCUGCCUCCCCAUGGAUAUUAGGGUAUGGGGCUUCCCAAUCCAUGCCCUUUCCUCCCACUUUUCUUCCUUGCGCACCCACCUUUGCAUACACCGCCUCUAGAGAGCACCAGGAAGCUGGAUGUUUAUUCUUUAGUCAAGGUCUCACUGUGUAGUCGUAGCCAAAUAAGGAGGGGAGCGUAACAGGUGGAUGACAGAGCAACUGGGACAGUGUAGCCCCUGGGGGGCAAGGGGGGAGAGAUGAGUUUUUGAAUAAAGCUGUGGCAUUAGAGAACACAGAGAGUGUUUGGGUGUGUUGGUUGGAAAGGAAGCCAACCCAGAACAUCCCUGUGCAAGCUGUGAAAUGCAUCCAUCUUACCCAAAGUAAAAAAUAAGUUGCUUUUAGAAACUAAGGUAGAGAUGCUUCCCUCUUGUGGGCAUUUGGGGAUUAACAGGCCAGUUUCUCCUCCUGGGCUGGACUGCAGCUUCAGUUUCAGACGGGAGAGAGGAGGAGAGAGAGACCUGUCCAGAUCAAAGCAUCCAUGGCCUUUAGAGACCCUAAGCACUGGGGGAGGGGUAUGGUGCCCCCAAAUUCAUGAUGAAAAAUACAAACAAUACUAGGUCCCCUGCAACCUCAUUAUUGUGAUCUACUGUAGCAGGACACCCCCUGGUUUAGGUGGGUGUUAGGAAGAGAGCAGGAAAUGGGGGGAGGGUGCCUAGGAGAGUGUAAGGAAGCCUAACAAAGUUCUGAGUUUUCACAUGUUUUUUUAAAAAUAUCAAAUGUCAUUUUAUUUUUUAAAAAUCUCAUUUGUGUGUGUGGAGAGGGGGAGUUUGGUACCCCUGCUUUUCUGAUGCCCUAAACACAUGCUUAGUCUGCCUGUUGGAUAAUCCAACAUUGCGUUAACAGCAAUCCCAUGCUCUGGCCUAUAUGUCCUCUGUUCUGAUCCCAGCCAUACAAGGACAGAUGGUGCUUACCUGAGUGGCAAAAAAAAGGCACUUUGCUCAAAGGGCACUACUUCUCAUGUCCCAGGACCAUGAGCCAUGGCAUUAAAAACUGGUUUUGCAGUUUGAGCCCUGAAUCUUGUGAGCUUUCUCCAUGCUGUUUUCCACUGGCUGGCUUCUGGCUAGCCUCAGCCAAACCCCAUAGACUCUCUUUGUUGGAAGGUGGUGAGUCAGCCGGACCUGGCCAUCUUUUACCAUUGAGAGUUGGCUGAGCUUCCUCAGAAGACAGCUGACAGUUGCUGAGUGCUAAUCCCGUGGCUCCAUCGUCAUCAUUUCCCCAAUCAUUUCAAGUCCUUUGAAAUUCCUUGACCAAUUGAAGAUGAUUCUCACACCAAAUCCAGGUUACAGAAAAGGUUGGAAUCGUAGAAUGGUAGAGUUGGAAGGGGCCAUGUGACUCAUCUAGUCCAACCCCUGCAAUGCAGGAAUCUUUCGCCCAACGUGGGGCUCAAACACACGACCCCAAGAUUAAAAGUCUCAUGCUCCACUCACAAAACAUUAAGGCGGAAGCAGGAGAAACAGGAAUGGCCACCCCAGGGGUUCACAUUAUGCAUAAUUUCAGAGGGGAACAUGCAUUUUCUGCUGCAACAGUGUGGCCAGGCUGUCUCAGUGCACACCCUUCUGCUCUUCAGGAGCACCAGAAUGCAGAGUGCUGUAAUAUGGCCAUUGAUAGGAUAUUGCGCUUGCAGCACUGAAGCCUCUGUUUGGCUCAGCUAGUCCACUGGCUCACAGCAUCACAAUCCUGACAGCACUGCUGACGUGGUUUGUGGUCCAAACCCUGCGAGGUAAUGGGAAAUUGUCACUUCGAAUGCAAAUAAAAAAAUAUUGUACAGGAAGAACCUUUUCUAGCUGAGUGCUAGAAAAGUAUAGGACAGGGAGCCAAGGGGCAAGACGGCUAAAGAAAGGGUCAAAUGCAAGCAAUGGAAUAAGAACGAAUAACCUGGGGAAAGGACAGGCUGAGGACAAGACUUGAGGCAAGGAAAGGGACUAAUGAGAGAGGGGCUUCAGAUGAUGAAAUCUCUAAAUUCUUAAGAUCAGCUUGCCUUCGGGGGGUGGGGGGUAGAAGGAUACAGAAGGUACCAAGGAGUAGGGCUGCCAUACAUCCGGAUUUCCCCGGACAUUACCAGAAUUUCAAAGGCAGAACUGACAUCCAUGGGGGAAUGUUAAGGAAAAGGAAAGGAUAUAUUGAAUAAGUAUUAUCCGUCCUUCACUCACACCAGUGAAGGAGUGAGUGAUGUAGCAGAGCAGAUUCCUCUUAAUAUAGCAGGGGAAUAUAGUAGGAAGCUGGUCUGCAGAUUUGUUUGAAUCUCUUUAGUUGAGUAAUCCAAUCUGGCUUGUCCAGAUGGAUUAUUCCUGGUGUCCCCUUUGAUCCCUCUUAAAAGAAUAAAGACACAAGAGUCUUUCCUUAAAAGUAACAAGAAGUUUACUCACAUUUCAGUUCACAAUUUGAUCCCUGAAAGGCAGGCUUAACUUAGUAGUUACAUAACAAACUGAGUUCAUUUCACAUGGAGAUUGAGCUCAUGUGUUGCUGGCUAAGAACCAGCAGACAGCAAAAUUACAUUAAGAGAACAAAAUGGCAGCAAGAGAUCGGCACGAGAGAGAGAUCAAGAGAGAGAAAAUGGCUGCAUGACUCGGCUCCUUUAUGGAGUCAGCCAGGGCCACGCCCAUCUCCCAGGUCACAUGCAGGGGAGGAUGCUCCAGACCAGCAGAACAGGAAGUUACACUGACUGGAGUAGCAGCCCACUACCUGUGCCGACUGGGGAAAUAAAGAAUGUUGUACAGUACUUGACUGUUCCAAUGGAUUACAUCCCACAAUCCAGGCGGCACUUCCCCUGAUUUUAUGCAAGUCAAGUGAAAAAUCAUGGUCUCUUGGUGUUUUUGUAAAAAAAAAAAAAAAACCUCAGCAACUUGCUUGUCCUAGUUUUUACAUUUUGAAAUAUGGCAACCCUACCAAGGAGGAGGAAGUCUAAAAGAAACAGGAAGUGGGGCAGAGUAGGAAGUGGGCUGAAAAACCUGGUGAAGACAUGGGACUGAAGGUGUGCCAAGCGGUUGCUGAACAGCUUGGUAGGUUUCUGGAAGAAACAUCGGCUCUGGAUCCAUUCCAGUCCGGCUUCCGCACUGGUCAUGGGACCGAGACGGCUCUGGUCGCCCUAACAGAUGAUCUCCGCAGGCAGCUGGAUCGAAGCGGGUCGGGGCUGCUGAUUCUUCUAGACCCGUCAGCAGCCUUUGACAUGGUUGAUCAAGAACUCCUGGACCACCGCCUUGCCGACAUGGGGAUCCAGGGCACAGUCCUUCAAUGGCUGCGCUCGUUUCUCUCUGGUCGGGGACAGAGGGUGGCGCUUGGGGGGGAAUUGUCAUCCCGCCACUCCCUGGUGUGUGGAGUGCCCCAGGGUGCGAUACUCUCCCCGAUGCUUUUUAACAUCUUUAUGAGCCCCUCGCCCAGCUUGUCCGGAGUUUUGGGCUGGGCUGCCAUCAGUAUGCUGAUGACACCCAACUCUAUCUGUUGAUGGAUGGCCAUCCUGACUCGGCCCCAGACACACUGAUCAGAUGCUUGGAAGCUGUGGCUGGAUGGUUACGUGGGAAGUUAAAUCCUUUGAAGACAGAGGUCCUGUGGCUGGGACGGGACGAUAUGGGAUUGGGGGGGCAACUCCCAUCUCUUGAGGGGGCGCAAUUAGUGCCAGCACCGUCCGUUAAGAGUUUGGGUGUAAUCUUCGAUACCUCCCUCUCUAUGGAGGCGCAGAUUGCAGCUAUAACAAAGGUGGCAUUUUUCCAUCUCCGCCAAGCUAAGCAGUUGGCUCCUUACUUCUCUCGCCCUGACCUAGCCACUGUGAUCCACGCGACGGUCACCUCCAGACUGGAUUAUUGUAACUCGCUCUACGUGGGGCUGCCCUUGAGACUGACCCAGAAACUCCAGCGGGUGCGGAAUGCCGCAGCGAGACUCCUUACGGGGUCUUCGCUGCGAGAUCACAUUCAUCCGGUGCUAUACCAGCUGCACUGGCUCCCGGUGGAGUACAGGAUCAGGUUUAAGGUGCUGGUUUUAACCUUCAAAGCCCUAUACGGCCUAGGACCCUCGUACCUAUGGGACCGCCUCUCCUGGUAAGCCCCACAGAGGAACUUACGGUCUGCAAAUAAAAACAUCUUGAAGGUCCCAGGCCUCAGAGAGGUUAGGCUGGCCUCAACUAGAGCCAGGGUUUUCUCGGCUGCGGCUCCAAUCUGGUGGGACGCUCUGUCACAAGAGACUAGGGCCCUGCAGGACUUGACAUCUUUCUGCAGGGCCUGCAAGACAGAGCUGUUCCACCAGGCCUUUGGUCAGGGCGCAGCCUGACUCCCUCCUUUGGCAAUCUUUACAAAACUUUAGUUUAUGGUUGCCAUCAAUUUUGACUUAAAUUAAUUUUUAUAAUGUUUUUAUAAUGUUGCACUAUUUUAGUGUUGUUAGC